This is a messenger RNA of Dama dama (fallow deer), 1077 nucleotides long. RefSeq names its product actin. The transcript has 7 exons. The coding region runs from base 1 to 1077 and encodes 358 amino acids. Lineage: Eukaryota; Metazoa; Chordata; Mammalia; Artiodactyla; Cervidae. The record is from RefSeq and is a predicted model, not a curated record.
AUGAAUGUGCCCCUCAUCUGCGACUACGGCUCGGGCUUCAGCAAGGUGGGCUUCGCGGGGACAGAGGCGCCCCUGGCCGUGUUUCCCACCAUCCUCGGGAAACUGCGCCACGAGGUCUGGCACUACUCCUUCUACCAGGUGCUCCACGUCGCCCCAGAGCAGCACCCUCUGCUGAUGACAGAGCCGCCCUUGAACUCCAUGUCCAGUAAAGAGAGGCUGUCACAGAUCCUGUUUGAGACCUUCGGUGUGCCUGCCUUAUAUUUAGCCAACCAAGGAGUCCUUUCUCUCUAUGCUUCCGGCCACACUGCUGGGAUGACGAUUGAGUCUGGAGAAGGAAUGACAUACUUCGUGCCCAUCGUUGACGGCUGUCCUUUGCAUCAGUCAACCUUCCACACGGACAUUGCGGGCCAAGACCUAACCUUGUACCUCCUACGUCUGCUGUCAGAAAGUGGGCACUCGCUGGUGAGCACAGCUGAUCGGGAGUGUGUGCGGGACCUGAAAGAGAAAAAUUGUUUUGUGGCUUUGGACUUUGAAAAAGAGAAGGCAGAAGCCAACUCACCCUCCUACCCACAAAAGUGUCAGCUGCCUGACGGCCAGGAGAUAGACCUUGGGAGGGAGAGGUUUUUCUGCCCUGAAGCGCUUUUCCAGCCAGACCUCAUAGAGCGGAACGACCUGGGCAUCCACAUAAAGGCAUUCGAAUGCAUCGGCUCCUGCAACCCUGCCCUUUGGAAGAUCCUUUUUGGCCACAUCAUCCUGUCGGGAGGUACGGGCACCUGUUCUGGCCUGAGGUCCCGGCUGCAGAAAGAAGCAUCCGCCCUGGUCUCCCCGAAGAUUAAUGUGAAGAAUUCAGGAGGGAUAGAGCUCAGAGGUGGGAGGAGGCUGGGCUCCAGCUCCACACUGGAGACGUCAUCAGAGGCGGGCCGCCUAGAGACCAGGGGUGGGGGUGCAGACGGUACUGAGCCGAGCACCACAUGCAGCCCCUCGGCCCAUCGGGAGAGGCUGGAGGAACAGGGGCGUCCCGGGAACUGGAGCUCCAGAGUGCAGGCAAGAAAGGAGGAGAGAGGGCAGCCCUGCUAG